Cheilinus undulatus (humphead wrasse) is the source of this 2821-nucleotide messenger RNA. Its product is annotated as endoplasmic reticulum-Golgi intermediate compartment protein 2-like. Gene Ontology annotation, cellular component: COPII-coated ER to Golgi transport vesicle; endoplasmic reticulum; membrane. The transcript is spliced from 14 exons. Gene Ontology annotation, biological process: retrograde vesicle-mediated transport, Golgi to endoplasmic reticulum; endoplasmic reticulum to Golgi vesicle-mediated transport. Lineage: Eukaryota; Metazoa; Chordata; Actinopteri; Labriformes; Labridae. The coding region runs from base 170 to 1312 and encodes 380 amino acids. The record is from RefSeq and is a predicted model, not a curated record.
ACCGCCCUUUGCGUGCGCGAGCGUCACAGUUGUAUCAUCAUGGAGUACGAAAAUUCAUUUUCACAACAGCUAUAACUUGUGGAGUAUGGGUUCAAAGGACACUUUAGCACGAUUUAACAACUGAAUGUAUGAUUGAAGAGAAGUUGGAGAGCAGUCCUGAACCUGAACGAUGAGGCGUCUGUCACGUAAAAAAGCCUUGAGCUUGGUGAAGGAGCUGGACGCCUUCCCCAAAGUGUCAGAGAGCUAUGUGGAGACCUCUGCUUCUGGAGGAACAGUAUCCCUCCUAGCUUUUACUGCCAUGGCACUUCUUGCUAUCUUAGAGUUCUUUGUGUAUAGAGACACUUGGAUGAAGUACGAGUAUGAAGUAGACAAGGAUUUUUCCAGUAAAAUGAGAAUAAAUAUUGACAUCACAGUUGCCAUGAAAUGCCAGCAUGUGGGAGCAGAUAUCCUGGACCUGGCUGAGACCAUGAUCACUUCCAACGGCCUCCAGUAUGAGCCAGUUAUUUUUGAUCUGACUCCUCAGCAGAGACUGUGGCAAAGGACACUGCUCCUCAUACAGAGCCGUCUGAGAGAGGAACACGCUCUUCAGGAAGUGAUUUACAAAACUCUGCUCAAAGGUGGCCCGACUGCUCUGCCGCCACGGGAGGAUGGAUCUGUGGAGCCGCUCAAUGCCUGCAGGAUACACGGGCAUGCUUACGUCAACAAGGUGGCAGGAAACCUUCACAUCACUGUGGGAAAACCCAUUCACCAUCCUCAGGGUCAUGCCCACAUAGCAGCAUUUGUGAGCCAUGAGUCGUACAACUUCUCCCACCGAAUAGACCAUUUAUCUUUUGGGGAAGAGAUCCCCGGCAUCAUCAAUCCUCUGGACGGCACGGAGAAAAUCACCUUUAACAAUAACCAGAUGUACCAGUACUUCAUCACAGUCGUUCCUACCAAACUGAACACAUACAAGAUUUCAGCGGACACACAUCAGUUUUCUGUGACUGAGCGGGAGCGGGUGAUAAACCACGCCGCAGGCAGUCACGGCGUCUCUGGCAUCUUUGUGAAGUACGACACCAGCUCUCUGAUGGUGAGGGUCAGUGAGCAGCACAUGCCUCUGUGGCAGUUCCUGGUGCGACUGUGUGGCAUCAUUGGAGGGAUUUUCUCCACCACAGGCAUGCUCCAUGGGCUUGUUGGCUUCUUUUUCGAUGUUAUCUGCUGUCGUUUCAAACUUGGAGUCUAUCGGCCCAGAGAGGAUGCUCUACAUAACCAGAUGAACAAUCUAAACAAUCACCAGACUCCCCUGUUGGCUGAAAACGUCCCUCAGGAGUAGCUCUUCUUUGGUCGUCUUCAAACUGCUGGUCUGCCUUCUUCCUGGUUCAAACCCCAGGAGAGAAAUGCUCCGUCAUCAGAGACUUUCCUGUGAUCACUAGUGUUGGUCUCUAUGUAAACACUUGUAGUUUUGGAUUCUCUCCACAUUUCCAUCAUAUCAUGAAACUGUGUUUUUCUACUGAAAAGGCGAAGCUGCCUACUAAAUGUUGUGUUGUUAACUGGAGAAUUAGUAAAGUUUUGUCAGAUCCUUGCAAAUUGUGUGCUCCGUGAUUGCACUCUUAAAUAGGGGCAUAAAUCGCAGGGAAACAUGACACAUUAGGAAACAUCCAUCCAUUUUCUACACCACUUAUCCCGUCUGUUUUCCCUUUGUCAUAUUUGGGUACUCCGUGUACAUUAAUGAGAGAAACUAUUACCAUAUUUUGUCCCACCAUUGAAAAAAAAUGUCUGGGUGCCACUGAGUCAGCAACACAUAAGAUUAAAAUAUCUACCAUCCAGAAAUAUUUAGUUUUGUGAACUACAUAAGAUAAAGGUUUAAUGCAAUUUAGAAAACUUGCACUUUAUAUUACGUUUAAAAUAAAGUGCAAGUCUUACUUUGCAGAUUAAAUACACACAAGUUUAUGGCUGUCACUGUUUGACCAGAUUUUCAAACCAAAUGAAGAAUACUGUUGGCACCCCAGGCUAGACCUUCUGUUACGUAAUAUAACAGACACAAAAGAGCAGAACUCUUCAAUAGCCCAACAGCUCUUAAAUUACAACUCCCCACCUUAAUCAAACAAGCUUUUUAUGACUUCUUUAGUCCUUCUGAAAUAAAGAGCCAAGCAACCACAACAACACCAGAGACGUGAGCUUUGCAUAAACAUUUAUUUAGUUUUGUCCCUUUUCCUCCCAUAAAGGCUCAUAGAUGUUAUGCAUUUGUAAUCUGUCAAGAGUCAAGCCUUGCGACACAUACAACACUGUACACAGUUAUCUCAUUUGUUUUUAGUAAAAAUCAGACUUGCCUUUCACACUUAACACUUUUGGUAGACUCUGUGGGAAGCUCUGUGGUGGAAUCCUGUGGAGACACUCACCAAGCAAAAAAAUCAACAGUCAAAUACAACUUUUUGGUAGUUUAUAAGAAUAAUAUGUAGUUCAGCUAUUUACAGAUCUUUCAAACAGGAGUAAGGAUGUGUUACCGGGAGGGUACCUCGUUUAUAAUCUUGCACUUUUGUGAUUUAGGUCCAGACUAAGAUAUUGUUCACAGAUAAUUUAAAAUAGAUUUCCAUCUCUCAUUUAAUAAGGUAUGGCAUCCCUUAAGGCUCUAUAAUUGGCCCGCUUCUUUACCCAGUUUUCUAACGCCUUAUCUGUUCAAGUUCUACUUGUUUGCAGAUGACACUCUUCUCUGCAUUGAAAUCACUUCAAAUGAUUUCCACAUCCUGUCCACUGUACCAGCCUUAUUUUUGCUUUUCUUAUAUAAAGAUUAAGCAGAAGUUCCUUUCCAGGUCUAAUUUGAAUAAAGUCACAAUUUACCAAC